AUGCCUCUCCAGCCGUCAAUAAGCUUGACGAGACGCUGUCUCGUCAGCUUGUCAUCAACAUCCAGGCGAACUUUUGCUCAACAGACACGGCAGACUCGACCUCCGCCUCCUCCGCCCUUUCAGACCGUCGCAACAUGUCCGGAGCCGACAUGCGGAUGCGCAGCUACUCCUGCUAUGCCAGAGGAUCUUCCUCUGGACCGUGAGGGGCCUCUCAAAGGCGCAAUUGCUGGGUAUGCAGAGCAUGUACUAGUGUGUACAGGAAAUGCAGAUUGGCCAUCGAGAAUAGAGGAUGAUAAUGGCGGCGAUUGCCUCGCUGCGGAUCUGAAAGAGUUAUUUGGACGUGGAGGGACUUACAGCGAUCCUUUUCAUAAUGUCUCUGUUCUCAACUCGUCGUUUCCAAGCUCUGUUUCACCACGUCCUGAGGUUCAGACCACGUCCGUAUAUUUAGUCCCAAGCUUCAAAUACGUCCCUUUUCUACCGCGGGUAUCGUUUGAUAGUGUAGAAGCACUAGCAAAGGGUUUUCUCCUCCCCAAGAAGCUUCACCCUGCACAUGAAGGUCUCUCACCUAUACAUCGGGAUCGCUUGACCCGCAAAGAAGGGUACCAGGGACUUCUACCAGGCGUUCAAGAUGUUCGUGAUGUUUUGGUCUUGAUAUGUGGACAUACAGGCCGUGAUGCUAGAUGCGGUAUCAUGGCGCCUGUUCUGCAAACUGAGUUCGAGGACAAGUUGGAAAUGGAGGGUUUUGACGUCUUGGAUGGACCCGUGCAAGUCAAUCUCGGCGACAAACAAAGAAUACAGGGAGAGACUGGUCGAGGCAAGACUACAGCUAGAGUUGGUUUGAUCAGUCAUAUCGGGGGUCAUAAGUUUGCUGGCAACGUCAUCAUUUAUCUCCCUCCAGACCUGAAGAUGGGCAAUGAGCCUCAUCCUUUGGCUGGAUGUGGAAUUUGGUACGGAAGAGUUGAUCCAAAGAAUGUGGAGGGUAUCGUAAAAGAGACUAUUCUGAAGGGAAAUGUGGUUGCGGAUAUGUUUAGAGGAGGUAUUGAUGCUGAGCAUAAGAUGUUGAGGAUUGGCGGCUACUAUCUUAUCACGCCGCCGUCUCGACCCAACAACCUCAACGAGAUAACCUUUGUUCCCUACGGCAUCACAACUCGCGAGGCCAUCUCACCAACCUCAUUCGUCAUCACCGCAGUCCCACGCACACCAAACCCUUCUCUACCAUACCUGACACCUUCAGAUAACCGCUGGAGCUAUCCUCUCUGGUCUGUGGAGUUCAAGCAACCUGAGGUACAAAUUUCUCGGCAUUAUACACCCCUGCCUCCACUAUCUACGGAGGAUCCUACAGAUGGCUCGCUCCGGUUUUAUAUCCGGACUGUUGGCGAUGGUGAAAUGUCCAACUACCUAGGUCGAAGACAGGUUGGAGAAGAUGUUUUCCUGCGUGGUCCACACGUUGGCUUUGAACUAGCGGAGCGAUUGGGUGAGCAUUCUCGUCUUGUCUUCCUUGCCGGUGGUACGGGCGUAGUGCCUGGUAUACAAGCAGCGAAGGCUGUCUUGGAAGCGAGCGAAGAUUCAAGCGUUGACCUCCUCUGGGCAGUGAGGAAGAGAGAAGAGGUUCAAAAAAGUGCUCCUCCUCGGCAAUCAUCGUGGAAGUUUUGGCAAGAAAAGAAGCCCACUCCGUUAGGCACUGAGGUUGAGAACCCUAGCCCCGUCACAAAGCGCUUACAAGACCUCAAGAUGACCUAUGGUGAUCGUCUCAGGAUACAGGUCGUUGUUGACGAAGAGGGAACUCGCUUCCAGGAUAAGGAUAUUAGGGAAGCCAUUGCAGCAUCGCCUGGAACUGUCGCUUCAUUCAAUGCAGGUUGUCGAUUCCACGAUCAAGCAAUGCAUGUUUACGCCUCCGAAUUCGCCCUCUCUGACGGGCCUGGUUGUGUGUGCAAGUCUUCCGAAGGCACUACCCCCGGGAAAAACUUGUUUAUCGUCUCUGGCCCCGACGGUUUCAUUGAGUACUAUGCUGGGCCCAAGAUAUGGUUAGGUGGCCAGCAGACUCAAGGUCCGAUUUCUGGUGUAGCUGGUUAUCUGCAAAAACAGAACCCUCUCCUGGCAAGAGAUUGGCUGGUCCUCAAGAUGUAA
Messenger RNA from Fusarium fujikuroi IMI 58289, 2127 nucleotides. RefSeq names its product related to cytochrome-c mitochondrial import factor CYC2. Gene Ontology annotation, molecular function: oxidoreductase activity. NCBI's taxonomy places the organism in Eukaryota, Fungi, Ascomycota, Sordariomycetes, Hypocreales, Nectriaceae. The transcript is spliced from 3 exons. The coding region runs from base 1 to 2127 and encodes 708 amino acids. The record is from RefSeq and is a predicted model, not a curated record.